This is a messenger RNA of Theobroma umbraticum, 1907 nucleotides long. Its product is annotated as F-box associated ubiquitination effector family protein. NCBI's taxonomy places the organism in Eukaryota, Viridiplantae, Streptophyta, Magnoliopsida, Malvales, Malvaceae. Gene Ontology annotation, molecular function: protein binding. The record is from RefSeq and is a predicted model, not a curated record.
AGCCCGUUUAAACUAUUCUCGGAUCCGACUGCACGGAAACAACUUCACCUUUUUGCCUAAAAAAUGAAAAAUCUUUCUCAAAUUCUUUCCAAAUUAUCUUGAGCAAGCUCUCUCUUGGGUCGUCCUUUAAUCAAGCCAUCUCAGUCACUCUCUCUCUAACCAAACAAGAUAGACAAGAAAAGCCUUUUUUUUUUUUGGUGUUAGGCUGGUGCCUCUUUCUUUUCAUUGGAAGUGAAACGUUUGCUAGGUUUAUUGUCAAGGAUUUGCUUAUCUACAUGAAGAGUAGAAGGAUGAGUCAUGACAGUUUUGUUCAUACUGCAUUGAGUUGUGAUGACAUAAUGUGCAAUAUCCUCCUGCGUUUACCACCAGAAUCUAUUUCCAAGCUCAUUGUUGUAUCAAAGAGGUGGCUUCACUUGAUAUGCAGCUCUUCUUUUCGUCACAGUUACUUGAGUCGAUGGAAAGUGGGUUUUAACCUAUUAGGAUUUUUCGUUUGCAAUUCCUUGUACCUUGGAAGACCUCAAGGUGGUGCUCGUCGCCCCCAUUCUGAACCUGCUCUUCCAUUGCUGUCUACUAGUAGAGAGGGUGAUGAUAUAAAGUUUUCUGGGAUCCUAAAACAUCUUGGUUACUUCAUUGACUCUUCCAAUGGCCUUCUUCUUUGUGGUCGCCACCCAAAGGCCUAUUAUGUAUGGGAUCCUGUCACCAAGCAACAAAAUAAAUUGCCUCGUCCUCGGGUGUACUUUGAGGAGUUGUGCAUGGCUUUAAUUGUUGAAGACUCACCCGACAAUGAUAUCUGCUACAGGGUUAUUCGUGCAAAAUGUGAAAGCAGAUUUGAUGAAAUCAACAUUGUUACCAUUGAAACUUUCUCAUCAAAGACCAGUACAUGGAGUUAUUCCAAGCUUACAUGUUCUUCAACUAUAUCCCUAUCUCCUUGGACUUCGGCUACUGUGAUUGGAGGCAUCAUCCAUUGGUAUGCAGCCCAGGGGAAUGUAGCUAUUUAUGACCCGGAUCAUGAAGAGAAGCAUAUUGCUUUGGUUAAACUCCCUGGGACAUUUGAUUUUGAUGAGCAAGUCCUUGGGGAGUCGUCAGAUGGGUGUCUACAGUAUGGUUGGAGCUGUAAAGCAGGCCUGGAGAUAUGGGUUCUUGAAAAGGAUGUAGGUGGUUAUACAUCCUUAUUCUCAAGUAGCAAACAGUCGAAUGUUAAUUGGACCAAGAGAUAUAAGUUGAAUUUCAAAAUAAUGUGGAAGAAGAAUCCAACAGUUGCAACAAAACUUAUUACAAGGUCCAAAGAAACUGAAAUAUUGUCCUUUCUUCCUCAAAAUUCGGAAUCAGUCUUCAUUAGAUCUGGAUCAAACAUAUUUCUCUAUCACUUCAAGACCGAAAGGGUGGAAGUGGUUCAGUACCAAGGUCGUGGAUCUUCUAUCUUAUGGGAUUUUUCCAAAGUAGUACCCUACUUUAAACGAGCUUGGCCCCAUUCUGCCUUGUGUGGCAUUGGAAACAGCAGAACAUGAAUUGUACGCUGUGUCCAUUGAAGUUUGGAACUAUUUGUAACGUGAUACUUUGCAGGCACUAUUUUUUGUAGUUGACCUAUGGGAUUCAAAUGUGAUGUGUAGUUAGAUUAUACCAGGAUAAUUCUCUUUUUUCCUGUUCAUGAUGUAUAUAUUUGAUCAAUUGAGUAGCGGUGUUUAACCUUUUACUUGUAUCUGGAAGCCAUAGGACAGCACAGGUUGAGAACAGCUCGGUCAUCCAUGCCUCUAUCUAUGGCUUUGUGUCUCCUCUAGAUUAAACUCUGUUCCUAGUAGAUUUUUUGCUGGUAUUUGCUCUGUCUUUACAGUAACAACUAGAAAAGAACUAGGGAUCACUAAACCCCAGUGUUUAUACUUCAGAUUUUCAUCUUUUAGAUUACACAU